Messenger RNA from Arvicanthis niloticus (Nile rat), 972 nucleotides. It is a transcript of the gene Borcs8, whose product is annotated as BLOC-1 related complex subunit 8. Gene Ontology annotation, cellular component: BORC complex. NCBI's taxonomy places the organism in Eukaryota, Metazoa, Chordata, Mammalia, Rodentia, Muridae. The record is from RefSeq and is a predicted model, not a curated record.
CAGAACCCAAUCCGGAACGUUUAGUUAGACGUCCCAGCCUCCCAACUUCCGGUUCCGGUGUCUGGGCUCUGUGAGCUGCCUUCGCGAUGGAAGAACCUGAGAUGCAGCUGAAGGGAAAGAAAGUCACAGACAAGUUCACCGAGAGUGUUUAUGUCCUUGCCAACGAGCCAUCAGUGGCGCUGUACCGGCUACAGGAACACGUGCGCCGCUCACUGCCGGAGCUGGUCCAGCACAAGGCUGAUAUGCAGAGAUGGGAAGAGCAGAGCCAGGGCGCCAUAUACACCGUGGAGUAUGCCUGCAGUGCUGUGAAGAGUUUGGUGGACAGCAGCGUGUACUUCCGUAGUGUGGAAGGCCUGCUCAAACAGGCCAUCAGUAUCCGGGACCACAUGAACACCAGCGCCCAGGGCCACAGCCAGGAGACUCUAUCCCCUCCUCCUUCCCUGGCUUGACCCUGACCCUGGAAGACUCAGGGCCAUUGGCUUCCCCACCCAGCUCCCCUGUCUCCCAGUCCUGGCAGAAGACGUUCCUUGGACACCACAUUAAGGACUCAACAAGAACUGAAGACCUAGCAAGGUGGCCAGUGCCUGCUGUCUACUGGUUCAGCCAUAAUUGUCCCCCUUGGUCAUAAAUUAGGGUCACUGUUUCAGUAGCACUCACAUUCUUUGUGCACUGAAUAUGCAGAAGUUGUCUCCUUCCAUGCUGGGGUCACAUAACCUACUUCAUGUCACGGCUGCAGCCCUGUCCCUGCCUUGUGUGACGCAUUGCCAGGUGCUUCCCUUCUCUGCGCGUGAGGUGAACACACAGGAGCUGCUGGAAAAACACCACCGACUUCCAUUCAGGGCCAGGCCUAAGACCCUGGCUUGGCCAAUAGUUUCCAUCUUGUAGACCAUCAUGGGGCAGGGUGUUUGCCUGGCCUACACUGGGUCCUGGUUUGUGUCUCCAGAAUUACACACACACACCACAAACUUCAAA